AUGGCCGCCAUUGGUGGGGGCGCAGGUAUGACGGAAGUUGAUAACUCGGAUACCAUGCAGCUGAUACGGCAGGCUGUGCUGUUUGAAAAUGAAGAGUUGCUUUAUGAUUUGUUGAAUGAAAACCCACAAGCUAUUUAUAAGGUUGAUAGACAUGGCAGAACUCCUCUUAUGCUAGCUGCACAUAAUGGCAGAGCACAUAGCUUACAAGUUUUAUUAACAUUAUCACCCGAAACUUUACAAUUGGUUAAUGGUGCUGGAAAAACUGCUCUACAUCUUGCAGCUGAGGCUGGCGAGGCCACAUGUAUAAAAGUGUUAUUGGACGCUGGAUCGGAUUUGUAUUUACGGGACGAAGCUGGACAUUGUGCUCUUGAAGCUGCGCAAAUAGCCGGUCAUGAACAAGCUGCUGCUGUUCUAAUUGAGGCUAUUCAAACUGAGAAUGAACGUGUCGAGUCUGAUCAUAAAAAACUCAUUUCUGCUUGUAUAGAAGGGAGUUUGAGUGAAAUAGAUGAGAUACUGUCCGGGAAGUCAGAAAGGGUGCGUGAGUAUGUGAUCAACGGCAAGAAUGCAAAUGAUGAAACGGCUCUCUUUGUCUCAUGCACGCAUGGUCAGUUAGAAGCUGUACAGAAACUUUUAACUUAUCCAACUUCGCAUGCUCUGGUUAAUCACCAAACUAAAGACACAGUUUUGCAUGCCGCUGUUUCUUCUCAGAAUUUAGAUGUCUUAGCGAUAAUCCUAGGGAAGUUCCCAGCACUUGUUGCUAACUUCAAUUGUGAUAAUUGCUCAUGUUUACAUUGGGCAGCAGAAAACGGAAACAUCGAAAUUCUAAAAAAGUUGAUGGAAUAUGAUUAUCCUGAAAAUUUAAUGAAAGAAAUUGACAUGGUUUCUGCACCACCUUACAAAUUCGUUAUCGACGUUAAUCAAGGAGAUAUUGAAUGUAGAACACCAUUCUACUUAGCAGUUGCUAAGGGUCAUCUAGAAGUUGUUCAGUAUAUGCUCCAGUUUCGUUGUGGCUUCCUAGAUGGAUCUUCUAGAUGUCCUUUCCAAAUAGAUGUCUACUGUAACAGAGGUCGAACUCCUCUGAUGAUUGCAGCUUUCAAUCAAACCUUUCCUUUACUAACUCAUCUUAUUGAAAGUGGGGCUGAUAUCAACUUACCAUUGGCAGUUCUGGAAUCGGAUGUGAACGUAGAGGAAGCAAGAUGUGUAGGCUCUGGAGCUCUAGUUGAAGCAACACGUGCUGAUGCUGUUCACAUUGUGCAUUAUUUACUGGAUAAGGGAGCUUUAGAUACUGAUAAUAGAGCAUUAACUUUAGCUGCAUCGAAAAACAACGAAAAGCUUAUCCGAGUUUUUCUAACCCGUUUAGUUUUUCCUGACUCCGAGUAUAAAGUGAACAAAAGAAAUGUAGAUGUCGGACAGAUUCAAUUCGGACAAAGUUUACUCCCUUCUGCAUUAUGCCCUUCGAAAUCAGCGAUGCUCAACUGGGGUUCUUCUGGUUUAGAAAAUGUCCAAUCUGAUUGGUUUAUUGCUGCAGCAUUACAGAUAAAUCCUAGGCUGAGAACUACAAGACUGUCUCUGGCCGCGAUAACAAGGGUCGAUCUUUCCUGUAACAAUCUGACUAUUUUCCCUUCCGUUCUCUUUCAAAUGCCAUCUCUAAGAUUACUAAACCUAUCAGAGAACAAAAUAAAGAACAUUGAUCUCCCUUCAUACUAUAUUAGCUCUACUUGUUUAGAAAAUCUGAACUUAAAGUCCAAUCUCAUGGAAAGCAUAUCACCUAAUUUGUUACUCGCCCUUCCAAAGUUAUCCAAUCUCGAUAUAUCUCAUAAUCACUUAACUUGCUUACCAGAGUUCAUUUGGUUAUGUCCUUCCCUUAAAGAGUUGAAUGUGUCUUGUAAUCAAUUGUCUUCAUUACCUGUAGUUGGAGCAUCUCGUGGUAGAGGUAGUAGCAGGGUCCAACAGGGAAUCAUGCAGCAUAGCGCUUCCACUACUACUGUCGAUGUUUCCGAUUUACCAGAGAAUGUUGAAAGCAGAGCACUACUGAGGAUAAAUGUGUGGCAAGAGAAAAUCAAUUUGUCCAAGGUUGAUGAUGAUGAUCUGUUUCCUGAUUUCCCAGUCACCUCUUCGAAUACUUUGACUACUCUGAACCUAUCGGGAAACAAGUUUCAAGCAUUUCCUUUGUGCUUGGCUUGCACCUGCCCACGCCUAACUACACUGAAUAUAUCCGAUAAUCAGUUGGCAGUUUUGCCUCCUGUAUCAUGCAUACCACCUCAUAUUAGGAACUUGGAUAUUUCAAACAAUCAAUUGAAGGAAAGUUUCCAACAAGCUUCCACCUUGUAUAAUGUUUGCCACGCUGUUCCACCAUCGCAAAAUAGCGGAGGAGGAUUUGUCAGACGGAAUAGCCCACAGCGUCAUCAUCGUUCUCGUUCAAAAUCCGCUGUACGUAGUCAACGCUCUCUAUCGGUCUCCAGGAAUCAACAGCCAGACGGCUGUUUAGAGGAUGCUUGUGUUCAUAAAAGACAUGAUUCUCUAGCUAGGUUGAAAGUUCUCAAUUUGAAUAAUAACAAAUUGAGUUCAUUCUCUGUUGUUCUCAAUGGGAAGCUGUUGCUUCCUUCUGUUACCGUGAUUGAGAUAAGCAAAAACAUCUUGAAGAAUAUAUCACCCGAACUUUCUAAGCUAGCAACACUCUCAGUUCUGAACUUGAGCCAGAAUAAAGAUAUCAGAGAGCUACCACCUGAACUAGGAAUGUUAUCUAGGCUGUGGUCGCUUUCUUUGAAAGGAUGUAGUUUGAAGGAGCCCCUCGAUUCUAUGGUCAACACUGAUAACUGCAAAACUGUUGAAAUCGUUGCUUACUUGAAAACGAUUUUAGAAGAAUCCAAAACUUUCCGUCAUCUGAAGCUUAUGAUUCUAGGAGAAGAAGGAGUCGGAAAAUCGACUUUGUGGGAUGCUUUUAGAGCGGAAGGUGUCCAGAAAAGACAAGUGUCACAGGGUGAAAGUGUAAGAUUUGUAGAAUGGAAGUAUGAAGCAAAAAGAAACAAAAACGAUCCAAACCUUGGACCCGUGGGGUUCGCAGCUCUGGAUUACAUUGGACAGCGCGAGUACUUUGCAACCCAUCCUUAUUUUACUACAAGGAGGAGUGUGUUUGUAGUUGUAUGGAGGGUUCCUGAUGGUGAAACAGCUUUUCCAGACAUCCAGAAAUGGCUUGUUAGCAUUCAGGCACGAGCUCCUAAUUGUUGUGUUAUUCUCGUUGGAACCCAUGUGGACCAAGUGGGAGCAAAUCCUAACAGAUUUCCCUCAGGUUUUCUGGAAGACGUUGAAAUGAAGGUCCGAAGACGUUUCAUGGUUUCAGACUCGGAUAAACGUGGACUACCAAAAAUCAUGGACCUCUUGUUCAUUAAUGCUAAAGUCAAGCAGGAGAUAAAAACCUUACUCAACGUGAUUUAUAAGUCAGCUUGGGAAGUGAGAGUUGGAAAGGAAAGAGCUUUAGACCAGCAAAUCCCAUCGUCGUACAUAGCUAUGUUCAAGGUUGUGAGAGAUUGGGCUGCAGACUGUCGUAAAGAAUCAUUAACAUCAUGCUGUUCCAUUGAGGAUUUUAAAGAGAAUGUCAAGAAGAGAAUGGUUGCAAAGUUUGGUCGGUUCUUCAGAGAUGAUAUCGAAUUUCACGCUGCUUGUUCAUUUUUACAUGAUUGUGGAGAAAUAAUUCAUUUUGAAGACGCUGCUCUGCGACAAGUUGUGUUUAUAGACCCGGUUUGGCUAGCUGAUUUCCUCGCACGUUGCGCUUCCUUACGAGCAUCUAAUCUGCCGAUUGGGCUCAUAACCCAAGAAACUCUGCACCCCGUUAGCAAACAACUAAGAUCUCAUUUACGCUCGUCUCUUCUGGAUUUACUACACAAAUUUGAGCUCGCUCUGGUUUGUCAUUCUAGACAGCUGAUAUUACCUUCACGUUUGCCUGAUGAAUACCGCUUACGGUCAGAUUAUUCUGGUUCGAGUGUCAAGUUACCUGCUAAAAUGAAUUCUUGGCAAAUACGUAAUCCAACAUCGUCUAAAUAUCUUUUCAAUGCCACGAAGCCUCCUCUCGAAAGAGGUGGAAGUUUAGAUCCUCUUGCAGCUCCUGAUGUGAUGUUCAACUUUUGUUAUGAGAAAAAGCAUCAACUGAGGCGACUGUAUGUUAUGGCUUAUGUUCCAGCUGGUUUUUGGAGCCGUUUAAUGACUAGAAUUAUGGGUGAUCAAAAUGUUUCGCGAGCAAUAGAAAGUUUAUUCUCAGCGGAGAGUGUAGAGGAAGAAAAGUUAUUAGGCGAUACAGUCAAGAAGCAUAUCAAGGUUGAAUGGUUAAUUUGGAAGACUGGUAUAGAGCUGCUCGUUAAAGGACAUUCUGUUUUUGUUUUGAAACAGUUUUGCUCACAGGCUGAAGUAAGAGAUGUCGACUAUUCAUCUCUGGUAAUACAAGUCAGAGAUGAUCAGAAGCGUUGGUGCCCUUUUCCUCUGAGUGAUUGGACUACGAUCGAAAUGUUGUUCCCUUCAUUGAUCAUAACGUCUAUCCAAAGUGGUGGAUCUAAAGCAACUAUGCGCUCUGACGUCGAAGGGCGUACUCGACUCUGUGCUCUAAUAGCUGAUUUGGUUGAUACUCUACUCGAAGAUUGGUAUCCUGCUCUGGGAACAAGAUUUGUGCAUUCGAGUGAGGGUGUUCUAUUGGUUAAUCGCUUAGUUCCUUGUUACAAAUGCGUUGACGAUCACAUUGCGGUGUCAAGAAGAACACAUGAUGACAACGACGUCGCAAUAGUGAAACGAGAAGAAAGCUUUAUAAGAGCAUCGAAAACAUCUGGAGACAUGAAACACAUUGGCAUCGUCAACUGCUUCACAAUAGAAGAGUGCAUGUUAGCUGGAAGAGAAACACGUGCUCUGGAUUGUCCAUCACACGGAGAAGUCCGUUGUCGUGAUAUUGCUCCUGAUACGGUUUUCGCAGAUAUAGAAUCUUCCCUACUCAUUAAUGAAAGUCUCCUCAAGCAAGGACGAAUGUUAGGACGCGGUGCAUUUGGUUUUGUUUUUAGAGCUACUGUGAAACUUCGGACUGGUGAACUGAAUGAAGUAGCACAGAAAAUGCUAGAACCCGUCGAUCCGGGACCUUCUGGAAAAACUUCGGCUAUUACAGCUUAUAAAGCUGCUGCGGAUAAGUGGCGCAGAGAAGCUUUGGAGUUCGCAUGUAGAGCCUACUGUACAUCUCGACAAGAAUUGAAUCUCCUCUGUAGGAUGAGACAUCCAAACGUAAUAGGAUUGAUAGGGGUUUGCGUGACACCUCUAUCUCUUGUGGUGGAGCUGGCUCCAUUAGGAGCUCUGAAUCAGUUACUUUCAAGUCAUAAAAAAAGCGGUGCAAAGCUAUCUUUACCGGUUAUUCGUGAAUCUGCCAUGCAAGUUGCACGGGCUCUUGAAUAUCUUCAUCUAGCUCAUAUUAUUUAUCGUGAUUUGAAAAGUGAAAACGUUUUGGGUUGGCGUUUCCCUACACCUUUCAGUAAUCAAACUGAUGUGUUGUUGAAACUAGGGGAUUACGGUAUAUCACGAUCAGUCCUCCCAUCGGGUGGAGCGAAAGGUUUUGGUGGAACGGAAGGAUUCAUGGCUCCCGAGAUUGUACGAUUCAACGGUGAAGAAGAAUACACCCAAAAAGUUGAUGUGUUCUCUUUUAGAGAAGAGCAUGUUAAGGAACGAUUAUUGGAUGGAGCUCGACCUGUAUUAUUGCCUCACGAACUGUUGGUUCCUUGCUCGAUGUUAGACUUAUUAGUUCAAUGUUGGGACACGCAACCAGAGGGACGUCCUUCUUCUUCUCAGGUUGUUGGAUUCUGUUCAGCUCCUGAGUUCAGUCAUAUAUUGGAUAUAUGCGAGCUAGAAGACGUUGCUCCUAUCAAUAUAUUAUCAGUUCCUCUAGUGGAUGACUUGGAUGAUCCGGAAGAUUUUGAAGCUCAACUGUGGUUGAGUGGCCUAAACUUGACUGUAAUGUCUUGCACUCAAUAUGCUUGGGUAGAUCAAAAAGCUAUCAAACAUCCAACUAAGUUCAAGUUUCUCUCAAAAGUCCGUGAAACCAUCUGGGCUUGUGAGGAGAAUACAAGUGACGUCGUGAUGUUCACAUCAUCUCUACAUGAAGCAGGAAGACUACAGCUGCCUUCUUUGGGUUCACCACUGGUCAAACCACCGGAGAUCAUUGGCAAUGAGAUAUUACUAUUGGUUUGCCAACAUGAACUUAUUUUGCUGCAGCUAUCUCCUUCGAACUCGGUUGCUUUGAAAGGAAACAUGCGUUCUCAGAAUGCCAUAACAACUUCUGUGUUUGUGGCUGCCAAUUCCUAUAGGCAGAUUUGGACAGGGCAUGCUGAGGGAAGAAUAACCAUUCAUAAUUUGACUGCUGAUGAUGUAUUCUCUUUCUCUUCAUCUCUAUACUUGCGAGAAACCGAUGUCACUAUCAAAGAAAUGGUUUCUAGUAGAGAUGGAGCUUAUGUUUGGAUAUCUUUCGUGAAUGAUUCUCGUAUUUACUGUUUGGAUGUAGAAAGACGCCAAGUGAAUGCAUCUCUGGAUGUUAAAAAAGUUGUCCCGGGGAGUGAAACUAUUUUCUCUAUGGAUAUGGAAGUAUCGUCAUGCAACAAUGUAACUUGUAUGUCUCUUCUUGAACGUUCUGAGGGCUUACAACUUUACAUUGGAACUACUAAAGGACUAAUGAUUGUAGUUCAAGCUAUAAUGCUACAACCUAUAAGUGCCUGUCGUCCAUAUUCACAUGAAAUCAGUUCAAUAUGUGUAGUAGAAGGUCCCCGAGAUGAGGACUCUUCCAAUCGAGGAAGAGGGAGUUUAUCAACUGCUUCAUCAGAUGGAAGUCUUGGUUGGGUUCGGGAAAGAGUAAGUGAAACUAUAGAGAGGCUCAAGAUCACUUCGCCCGUUUGCACCGCGAGUGCGAACGCUUUAGUCGCUACCGUGGGAAAAGGUUUUAGAAGUUUAUCGCAUCGAUUCGUAUCUGAAAGGCCGUUAUCAGAUUUAUACAGUAUUGCUAUUUGGAGAACAGAUGACUGGGCCUAA
Messenger RNA from Auanema sp. JU1783, 7041 nucleotides. The record is from the annotation of a GenBank genome assembly. Lineage: Eukaryota; Metazoa; Nematoda; Chromadorea; Rhabditida; Rhabditidae.